AUGGACUUACACCGGGCAGCCUUCAAGAUGGAAAACUCAUCCUAUCUUCCCAACCCGCUGGCAUCUCCGGCCCUGAUGGUUCUCGCCUCCACUGCUGAAGCCAGCCGGGACGCUUCCAUCCCCUGUCAGCAGCCAAGACCCUUUGGAGUCCCGGUAUCAGUGGAUAAGGACGUGCACAUCCCCUUUACCAAUGGCUCGUAUACUUUUGCCUCCAUGUAUCACCGGCAAGGUGGGGUACCAGGAGCAUUCGCGAACCGUGACUUUCCCCCAUCCUUGCUGCACCUCCACCCCCAAUUUGCACCCCCCAACUUGGACUGCACGCCAAUAAGUAUGUUGAACCACAGUGGCGUUGGGGCUUUCCGCCCCUUUGCCUCCACUGAAGACAGGGAGAGCUACCAGUCGGCCUUUACGCCGGCCAAACGCCUGAAAAACUGCCACGACACGGACUCGCCCCACCUGCGCUUCUCGGACGCGGACGGCAAGGAGUAUGAGUUUGGAACCCAGCUCCCUUCCAGCUCCCCGGGCUCCCUCAAAGUCGAUGACACGGGGAAAAAGAUCUUUGCGGUCUCUGGCCUCAUUUCUGACCGGGAGACCUCGUCCAGUCCCGAAGACCGAAACGACAGAUGCAAAAAGAAAGCAACCUUGUUCGACAGCCAGGCCCCGAUCUGCCCCAUCUGCCAGGUCCUUCUGCGCCCUGGCGAGCUGCAGGAGCACAUGGAGCAGGAGCUGGAGAAACUCACUCAGCUGAACGUCAGUAAGAAUUCCAUACUGAAGGAUUCCAUGGCACCUGGCACCCCCAAGUCAAUUUUGUUGUCAGCCUCAAUCAAGCGGGAAGGAGACUCUCGGACAGCAUCGCCUCACUCCUCAGAUGAUAUCCAUCACUCAGACAGAUACCAGACCUUCCUGAGAGUGAGAGCGAACAGGCAGACCAGGCUGAAUGCUCGGAUUGGGAAAAUGAAACGGAGGAAGCAAGACGAAGGGCAGGUAUGUCCCCUCUGCAGCCGGCCUCUGUCAGGAUCCGAGGAGGAGAUGAGUAGACAUGUGGAACAAUGCCUUGCAAAGAGAGAAGGCUCGUGCAUGACCGAGGAUGACUCCGUGGACAUCGAGAACGAGAAUGGCAAUCGCUUCGAGGAAUACGAGUGGUGUGGGCAGAAGAGGAUACGUGCCACCACCCUCCUGGAGGGGGGAUUCCGAGGCUCCGGAUUCAUUAUGUGCAGUGGCAAGGAGAAUCCGGAUAGCGACGCUGAUCUCGACGUGGAUGGAGAUGACACACUGGAAUACGGGAAACCACAGUAUACCGAGGCAGACAUCAUCCCUUGCACCGGGGAAGAGCCGGGCGAAGCCAAAGAGCGGGAGGCACUCCGCGGUGCCGUCUUAAAUGGUGGUACGCCCAGUACCCGAAUAACGCCAGAGUUUUCCAAAUGGGCCAGUGAUGAAAUGCCCUCGACGAGUAACGGGGAGAGCAGUAAACAGGAGGCUCUGCACAAGACCUGUAAGAACAGCGACAUCGAAAAAAUUACAGAAGACUCUGCAGUGACAACAUUUGAAGCGUUAAAGGCUCGUGUCCGGGAGUUAGAAAGGCAGCUUUCCCGUGGAGACCGCUAUAAAUGUCUCAUUUGCAUGGACUCUUACACGAUGCCCCUGACUUCCAUUCAGUGCUGGCAUGUGCACUGUGAAGAAUGCUGGCUGCGGACUCUGGGCGCUAAGAAGCUCUGCCCUCAGUGUAACACCAUCACAUCUCCCGGAGACCUCAGGCGCAUCUACUUAUGAAGGACGCAGCAGGAGGGCGGGACCCAGCUACCCGGAUCAGCUCAUCAUACCAAGGGGGGAAAGAACGACAACAAGAAAAGACGUUUCAAACACACAGACUCCAGACGUGGACUCAAGGAUAAAGGAGCCGCGGGAAAGUCUCGGCCUCCGUGUCUCUCGUGUUGGGACCUCCUUUGGCGACGCCACAGCGAGCAAAACCAAACCCUUUUUUAAAACCAGUGUUCCCCUCUCCCCAGAGCUGGCUGUGCAUCGCGGAUGGCUUGUGAGCCCUUCCUUUGGACUGUGCUGUUCACUCCAACAACCCCAGAAGACUGGGAAGGGACCCUUGACAGAAAGAUGUUCAAUAACCUGUAGCUUGUGUUCUUUGUUCAGUUUGGUUGGUUGGGUUUUUUUGUUUUUGUUUGUUUUUUGGGUUUGUUUUAUUUUAUUUUUUGUUUUGUUUUUUUGUUGGUUUUUUUUGGUGGUGUUCUAGUGAUUUAAAAAAAAGGUUUAAAGACAAACCCCACAGGCAGAAAAUGAAGCACAUGUAAUAUAGAUUAUAUACGUUUACAAUGUUGUGUAUAAAUGGGAUAGACACAAACAUUACAUACUAAUAAGUUGCCCUUUUUUUGGUUGUAUUUUUUUUUUAAGAAGAAAAAAAAUGAGCGGAGAACAUUAAAUCCAUAUUUUUCUUGGUUC
This is a messenger RNA of Emys orbicularis (European pond turtle), 2448 nucleotides long. RefSeq names its product ring finger protein 220 (gene RNF220). The transcript has 14 exons. Gene Ontology annotation, molecular function: ubiquitin protein ligase activity; metal ion binding. The record is from RefSeq and is a predicted model, not a curated record. Bases 1 to 1770 code for a protein of 589 amino acids. Lineage: Eukaryota; Metazoa; Chordata; Testudines; Emydidae. Gene Ontology annotation, biological process: protein ubiquitination.